Molecule: messenger RNA, 561 nt
Organism: Symbiodinium sp. CCMP2592
Lineage: Eukaryota; Dinophyceae; Suessiales; Symbiodiniaceae
Source: the annotation of a GenBank genome assembly
AUGUCAUGUGCCUCGAAAACAGACGAGGACUUCAUGCGAUUGGCUUUGGAAGAAGCCAGGGCUGCGAUGCUGGAGGGAGAGGUGCCUGUUGGCUGCAUCUUGGUCAGUCAAACCGGAGAUGUGCUUGCACGUGCGGGCAACGAGACGAACCGUUCCCGGAAUGGCACGCGCCACUGCGAGUUUGUGGCCUCUGAGAGGGUGCUUCGGCAGGCAGAUGGGCCAACACUUCUUCGAAGUAGCACGCUGUACGUGACUCUGGAGCCCUGCAUCAUGUGCGCCGCAGCUCUGCAGUAUCUCGGCAUCCCGGAAGUCGUGUUUGGCUCUGCGAAUGUUCGCUUCGGUGGAUGUGGCGGCGUUUUCAAGAUUCACAAGAUGAAGGUGUCGAAAUCAGGUCCCGGCAGCGGUGCUGACGCAGCGCGAGAAGCCCUUCCUGGUUUCGUAUGCCGGGGCGGCGUGCUGGCUGAGGAAGCUGUUGAGCUGCUUCGAGAGUUUUAUGCGACCGGCAACCCCAAUGCCCCUGAAGCGAAGCGACAUCGACCGCUCCCGAAUGCUUCGACGUGA